Messenger RNA from Ceraceosorus bombacis, 1124 nucleotides. Lineage: Eukaryota; Fungi; Basidiomycota; Exobasidiomycetes; Ceraceosorales; Ceraceosoraceae. The record is from the annotation of a GenBank genome assembly.
AUGUCAGGACCCGCAGCAAUGAGCGAGGAUUUGGGUCGACUGUGCAUGGAUGGUGAGUGACGAAGAGCUUUAGGCUUCGCACUCGAGAUGAUUCCAGCCUCAUCGAUCCUCUUGACCCCUGCCGCACUGUUCCUAGGCAAUGCCAAUCUCGCACUGCGACAUCUCUCAUCUCUAUCUGCCGAAGAAGCCAAACUAGCAGUGCAAUCUGUCGAUGUGGACGGACGAACACCUCUGCACUGGGCCGUCUCUUCCCGCUCCUUUACCCGAGACUCUUUACGUUGCCUUCUCAAUUACGGCGCAGAAGUGUCGAGCGUGGACAAGGGAUCGGGCUGGACAGCUUUGCACAUUGCUACCUCUGCUUCGCAUGCGGAUGCGGUGGAUGAAUUGCUGUAUCACGGAGCAGAGGUGAAUGCGAAGACUCCGAAGGGCUUGACCCCUUUGCAUUAUGCGGCCAGUAAAGGCUUGACGGAGAUUGGUAGAGCAUUGCUCAAGGCAGGUGCGCUGGUCAAUGCCAGGGACAAUGCCAAGCAAUGUCCCAUGUGAGUCGAGCGCAGUGAAGCUUGCGCCGCAGCAAGCGGCAUCGAAAUGUGAUGCGCGGUCUGUGUGAACAAGUUCACUAGCCCUGCUGCCCGUGAUGCUGAAUUCGCCUCAUCCAUCAUAGACAUCGAGCGGCAUCAAAUGGUCACGACGCUUUCAUUCGCAUGCUAGGCAAGCCUCCAGCCAGAACGGACGGAACAGCUCACGAAAAGACCAGGGUCAAGUGAGUGUCGUGAUCAGUCGUCGUUGCGCACAGCCUCAUACGUUGACAAACGCCUUUGGCAUGAUGCAGUCCUGCCGAUCGACUCGGCAACACUCCGUUGCAUCUCGCACUGGGUAAGUGGAGCUGCCAAUCUCCUGUCGCAAUUUUGCGCAUCUUCUUUCGCAGUUCACACCUCACCGCGCCGUCCCCUCCGGCAGAAUCGGCCCACGGCAAUACGGCUGUGAUUUUGGUCGAAGAGUUCGGGGCUGACAGAUCGAGGACGAACGAGGAUGGCUUGACAGCUGAACAGAUGGAAGGGGUGGGCGGUCAAGAGCAGAAGAGGGUGUUGGAUUACUUUCGAAGCAGCGUAGGAGUGGAGGAUUGA